Messenger RNA from Adineta steineri, 2274 nucleotides. The record is from the annotation of a GenBank genome assembly. NCBI's taxonomy places the organism in Eukaryota, Metazoa, Rotifera, Eurotatoria, Adinetida, Adinetidae.
AUGGCUACCGAAUUUUCAUCAUCGAAUACCUCAGUUUGUACGAAACGAGCUCUUAUCAUUGGUAACAAUGAAUACAGGGAAAAUAGUCCACUUCGAUAUUGUAUCAAUGAUGCUGAAGAUCUUGCUGACAAAUUACGUAGAAUUAGCUUUGAAAUCACAGUUGGUACUAAUUUGACAUAUGAACAGAUGAAUACAAUGAUCGAAACGUUUAAUGACAAGAUAAAUGAAGGUGAUCUUAUUCUUUUCUUUUUUGCGGGCCAUGGAUGUCAAUGGAAUCAUCUAAAUUUUCUCAUCCCCAUUGAUGAUGAUCGAAUUACAACAGGUGCUGAUCUUGAAGAUCGAGCAGUAAAUGUACAAGAUACGCUUGAAAAGAUUAUGUGUCGUCAUCCGUCAGCAGCUAUAUUUCUUCUUGAUUGUUGUCGAAAUAGUUUUGUAAGCGAAUCAUUAAAUUCUAAUGGUCUUUCACCCAUGCAAGUAGUUGCUGGUUCAUUUAUUAGUUUUGCAUGUGAUGCAAAUAAAGUUGCAGCAGAUGAAUCAAGAAAUGGUCGAAAUAGUUUAUUUACAUCUCAUCUUCUUCGACAUAUUGAUCAACCUUAUUUAACUAUUGAUGACAUAAUGUGUGAAGUUUGUGAUGGUGUAAUGAAAGAAACAAAUGGUAAUCAAUGUCCAUUCCGAGUAUCUUCAGUUCAAGGGAAAGUUUAUUUAAAUCAACAAUUUACAGCUGGACAAUCAAUUCUUUUCAUUCAUGCUAACAUCAACGCCAAAUGGAAACAACAUGGAAUUACAGUUGCUGGAGGAAAUGGAUAUGGCAAUCAAUUAAGUCAACUUUACUUUCCUUGGAGUAUCUAUGUUGAUGAUGAUCAUCGAACUAUUUAUACUGCUGAUUGGAAAAAUGAUCGUAUUGUUGAAUGGGAAUGUGGAGCACAAAGCGGUGAAGUUGUUGCAGGUGGAAAUGGAUAUGGAAAUCGAAGUGAUCAAUUCAAUUAUCCAAGCGACGUGAUUGUUGAUAAAAAGAAUGAUUCUCUUAUCAUUUGUGAUUAUGGAAAUAGACGAGUGGUACGAUGGUCUCGUCAAAAUGGUACAAAUGGAGAAACAGUUAUUUCUGACAUUGAUUGUUCUCGUCUAACAAUGGAUAAUAAUGGAGAUCUUUAUGUCUCUGACUGUGUGAAGAAUGAAGUAAGACGAUGGAAACAAGGAGAGACAGAAGGAACAAUAGUUGCAGGUGGAAAUGGGGAAGGAAAUCGUCUCAAUCAACUUUAUCGUCCUGCUUAUAUCUUUGUUGAUGAAGACCAUUCAGUUUAUGUAUCGGAUUGUUUGAAUCGUCGUGUGAUGAAAUGGAUGAAAGGUGCAGAAGAAGGUAUUGUUGUUGCUGGUGGAAAUGGUCAAGGAAGUAGUUUAACACAAUUGUCUUGUCCUACGGGAGUAAUUGUCGAUCAUUUGGGUAAUGUUUAUGUGGCUGACAAAAAUAAUCACAGAAUACUGCGUUGGUAUGAAGGAUAUUGCGCAGGUAGUAUUGUUGUUGGUGGAAAUGGAGAAGGAGAACAACCAAAUCAAUUCCGUGGUCCCUCAGGUUUAUCAUUCGACGUUGAAGGGAAUCUCUAUGUUGUCGAUCAGGGUAAUAAACGCAUACAAAAAUUUGAUAUUGAUUCAAAAUUCAAUUUAUAUGAAGAUCGUAGUGAAGUUGCAUCACAUAUUAGUGAGGAUGAUAUGAGUAUGCAAUGCCGUGAAAAACCACUGGUAUUCAAAGAGCAAAAUCAAUUGACUAACAAUCCCCAUAUUGGUGAAGCAAACAAUACGAUGGUUUUAGUCGAGCAGUCACCAACAUACAAACGUCAGUAUAAUAAUCGACCGACAAUUCAUAUAAUCGAUCUUGAACUGCCGCCCAUCGAUUGGGAUUUAUACAUGGUACGAAUGGAGAAAUACAACAUGAAUAGUCACCUUACCGAUGUUAUACGUGACUUGAAUCCGACCAUUCCUCUUUACAUACUUGUGUCUAUGCCACCAUCUGACGUUCUGCAUUACUAUUAUCUUCAGACUUCAUCUAAUGAACAUGCUAACAUAAAUUUAAACGUUAAUGAUCGCAUCACCAACAUCAAUUCGAUUGAUCAGUUCGCCAGCAAACUCUAUGAAGAUUUGGGACAAUAUUAUCGAAAUGAAGCUGAAACAGCCUUAUUUGAUGAUGAAUAUCGAGAUCGAGACGUGGCUAAACAGCUCUUGACGAAAUCGAUAAAAUGUUUUGAAAUAUUAGGACUUUAUAUUGAGAAAACAUUUUAA